This is a messenger RNA of Cinara cedri, 342 nucleotides long. The record is from the annotation of a GenBank genome assembly. NCBI's taxonomy places the organism in Eukaryota, Metazoa, Arthropoda, Insecta, Hemiptera, Aphididae.
AUGGUAAUUUUGAAGAUAGUUUUUUAGUUGGUUUUAGAAAUUGAAAAAAAGCAAGUGCUUUGUAUUUAUGCUUUAUUUAUAAUUGUUUAAUUAUAAUUAUUAAUAUAAGUAUAUUAUAAUUUAUAGUUGAGUGUUUAUAAUGGAUCUAAAGGUGGGAAUAAAAGUAAACUCAAUAAAUUGGAUGCACAUGCUAAAAGUAAUUUACAUCUUGCAUGUAUGGUUAAAUGGUCAGCAUAUCAGAAAACAAAAGAAACUGGUAGUGUUUAUUCUCAAAUAUCUUCUCAGCAUUCAUUGAUGGUUGAAAGUAAAAAAAGUAAAAAAAUAUAUGAAAAUAUUAGUUGA